Molecule: messenger RNA, 1245 nt
Organism: Candidula unifasciata
Lineage: Eukaryota; Metazoa; Mollusca; Gastropoda; Stylommatophora; Geomitridae
Source: the annotation of a GenBank genome assembly
AUGAAAGAAAAAUUUGGCAAAGAAUGUAAAAUCUGUGCACGGCCAUUCACAGUCUUCAAAUGGUGUCCAGGAGCCCGUAUGCGAUUUAAGAAGACAGAAGUCUGCCAGACCUGCAGCAAGAUGAAGAACGUUUGCCAGACAUGCUUGCUGGAUCUGGAGUAUGGUCUGCCUGUGCAGGUUCGAGAUGCUGCUCUGAAGAUACAGGACAACAUGCCUAAGUCUGACGUCAACAAGGAAUACUACACACAGAGUAUAGAACGGGAGAUUGCAAACAGCGAUGGUAUCACUCCAGUCGGGGCUCUGGCGGGGAAGGCUCAAACACCCAGUGACAUGUUGCUGAAACUAGCAAGGACAACACCAUAUUAUACCAGAAAUCGACCACAUAUUUGCUCUUUCUGGGUCAAAGGUGAAUGCCGCAGAGGUCAAGAGUGUCCUUAUAGGCACGAGAAACCAACAGACCCUGACGAUCCACUGGCAGAUCAGAACAUCAAAGACAGAUUUUAUGGCAUGAACGAUCCUGUGGCACACAAGUUGAUGAACAGAUACAGCAGCAUGCCCAAACUUGAGGCUCCGGAUGACAAGAGUGUCACAACCCUCUAUGUGGGAGGCCUAGGGGAUAAAGUUGGAGAGAAAGAUUUGAGAGACUUCUUCUACCAGUUUGGAGAGAUCCGCUCCAUCAACGUAUCCAAGCAACAGUGUGCAUUCGUCCAGUUUACCACCAGAGCCUGCGCCGAGGCUGCUGCAGAAAAGUCCUUUAACAAGUUGAUUUUGAAUGGCCGUAGGCUCAAUGUUAAAUGGGGAAGGUCUCAAGGUCAGCUGGCGGCGGCAGGAAAGACUGAGGAUGUCCGACCAGUUGCAGCUUUGGAACCAGUGCCAGGAUUACCCCAGGCACUGCCCAUGCCCCCGGAGGAGUUGACCAACAACUACUUCAACCUGCCAGCUGCCCCCAGUCCGGGGCCUCCACAGAUGUUUGGACUCCCGCCAGGAAUCCCCCAGCCUCCGAGGGGGUUCCCACCAAUGAUGAGAGGACCAAAUCCCAUGUUCCUAGGUGGGAUGUUGAGACCCCCACCACCUCCAGGUCUCAGGAUGCCCCCACCACCUCCUGGUGUUUUACCCAUGAGGCCACCUCCAGGUAUGCCGCCACCUCCUAAGCCCCAGCUUAGGGGCCCAGCUCCCGUUCACUAUCCAUCCCAGGACCCCACCCGGAUGGGAGCUGUUCAGUCAACAUCAAGCGCCAGUGAUUAA